Talaromyces amestolkiae is the source of this 525-nucleotide messenger RNA. RefSeq lists its product as uncharacterized. The record is from RefSeq and is a predicted model, not a curated record. NCBI's taxonomy places the organism in Eukaryota, Fungi, Ascomycota, Eurotiomycetes, Eurotiales, Trichocomaceae. Gene Ontology annotation, molecular function: structural constituent of ribosome; large ribosomal subunit rRNA binding. The transcript has a single exon. Gene Ontology annotation, biological process: translation. Gene Ontology annotation, cellular component: mitochondrial large ribosomal subunit; ribosome. Bases 1 to 525 code for a protein of 174 amino acids.
AUGGCAAAGAAAGCUCUCGCCAAAGAUCAAUUCGUCAAACUUAUCGUCGGCGCUGGCCAGGCGAGCCCGAGUCCUCCUGUCGGUCCAGCUUUGGGUAGUAAAGGUGUGAAGAGUAUGGACUUUUGCAAGGUAAAAGACUUUUCAGAAUUCUUAACGCUGGAGCAUGCGUCAUUUCUAACUGGAGACUUGCAGGAGUUCAACGCCCGAACCGCAAACUUCGAAACCGGUACCCCAAUUCCAGCCUACAUCACCAUCCGCCCUGAUCGCUCAUUUGCCUUCGAACUGCGAACGCCCACUACCUCAUGGCUCUUGUUGCAAGCAUCCGGAGUACCCCCGCGCAAGGGUCGGCUUCGUGGAGCUCAAAACCCCGGUACAGAAGUGAUUGGAUCCGUGACUCUCAAACACGUCUAUGAAAUCGCCAAGAUCAAGCACUCCGAAUUGAGGCUGUCGGGAUUGAGCCUGCAAGGGUUGUGCAAGAGUGUUAUUGCUCAGGCUAAGUCGAUCGGCCUCAAGGUUGUGAACUAA